GCUCUCUUUCCGGCGCGAACUGAAGAAACACCCACCGAAAUCGUCUCCGCGCCUUCCUUUUUCUUUCUUUAACUCGCUCUUCUCUUUCCCCCCUUCUUAUUACCAUCAAGCUGUCAAACCCCUUGUUGUCCCCCUCCCCCUCCUCCUUCCUGCUCCAAUUCACCAUCCCCUUCUCGUACUCCUUCUAGCCGAUCGCGGCACUCGAGAUCCCCUUGUGACCCGAUUCGGGCGAUUCCCCCGUGGAAACUCGGCCCGUCUCGAUUUGAUUUCAUCAGCUGGAGCUUUGUCUUCUGUGUAGGACCUCCGUGGGCUUUGGCAUCUUGAGAUCAUUCAUCCUAUGGAUAGAGAGGCUGAGAAGGAAAGUGGUAAGCACUUGAAGGUUCAUUUUGACGACACCUGCAAUGAAACACAUACGCUACCGAGAAAAAAAGCCUCUCCUUCUUCUUCCUCUUCUUCAUUGGAGCCCGACUCUUUGUCGGAUUCAACCCUCACCGAUCGAGAUGAGAGUGAUUCCUUGCCGAAAUCGAAUCGUUCUUCGCAAGAUCUCGAAGGACUCUUCCCAUCAGAGAGUUAUGCUCAAGCUCCAAUCUCGAGCACACAUGGCGAGAUCACCUCUCCGCUUCCCUUGAGUUACAUGGCAGGACGACCUGCUGGCUAUGACCCGAAUAGGAUUCCAGCAGCUGUCUUUAGUAGCAAGCCGGCGAACCCGACGGACUGGAGUGUCGCUUCUAAUGAAUCCUUGUUUAGCAUUCACAUGGGAAACAACAGCUUCUCUAGGGAUCAGGCUUUCUUGCUGUAUAAGUCGGGUGAAUUAACCAAGCUCGAUGAGGUGUUCAGCGUCCCAACCGCCCUGCCCCCUGUGGCAGAGGCUGUGGGGCCUCAGCAGGAAAGCCCGAGAUCAUCGUCCGUGAACCAGAUUGCUGAUUUAGCGAAGCCAUCACCCCAAAUAACUGAAUUACUCCCCGACGAAGCGUCUCCCAGAUCCAGCAACGUAGAUAUCAAGAAAGGUGAAGAUGACAAUGCCAAGGAAAAGAUGCAACCUACUGAGCAUGUCCGAAAUUCCACGAGCAUGUCUACUCGGUCUGACGGGAGCGGCACGAGCACCGCUUCCUUUGCAUUCCCAAUACUGGGAGGGACGUCAGAAGGAAAGAAGCCCUCGAUGAAGGAGGGAUCGAAGAACGAACACUCGUCGGAGUUAUUGCCGGAGCAAUCUCAGCGAAGGCAAGCGACAACAGGGAGGACUACUUUGACCAACUGGUUCUCUUGCUUCUCUUGCUGUUCGUUCCGCUGUUCGAUCUCUCUCAAGCCGAAAAGCAACGUAAUGAGCUCAAAGGCAACGGAAGUCCAUAUACAAAAAACGAUGCCGUCGCAUUAUCUGAUGCGCCGGUGUAACCCAAUUCCUGUCGAGUUUCCAAAAGCUAGAGAACGUGCAAAGAUCUAUAAGAAGAAGAAGAAGAAAAAGGAAACAGUGAAGACGAGGAAGAAGAAGAAGAAGAAGAACAACAACAACAACAGCAACAACGAAGAAGAAUGA
Molecule: messenger RNA, 1534 nt
Organism: Rhodamnia argentea
Lineage: Eukaryota; Viridiplantae; Streptophyta; Magnoliopsida; Myrtales; Myrtaceae
Exons: 5
Coding region: 338-1534 (398 amino acids)
Source: RefSeq, a predicted model, not a curated record